UCUCUUCAUUCAGUGCGCCGUUAUUUUGAGGCCAGGUGGUUUGACCGAUUGAAAAGAAAAAAAAAAAACCGAACGAUUUCUCCCGAUCAGCAUCACCCCCAGAAGCCCAAAAAAUCGACGAUCAAUCACAACUAAUAGUAAAAAAAUUCCAAUCCCUAGGACACACCUCUAAAAACAGUUGUCAUGUGGAGUUCAAGGAUUAAUAACCUGUGAGAAUCCUUUGAUAAAAACAAAAGUACAAGAUUUGUGGGAAAUGCCAGUGGGUGAGUUAAACCUGAUACCCAGUGGACUAUAACGAUUUAAUAAAAAAAAAACAUUUUAAUUGGAGAUAGGGGCAGAACGAAAUCGAGUUAUUGUGAUGUAAAUUGUUGUGGCAAGGCUUUUGUUGGGUGAAUCAAUUAUUUUUAUUUUCACCACUCGCUUGGACGAAAGCGUUGGCGUCGUCACGCAAUUGCUCGAAACCGACAUCAGGUUGUUUGGUAAUUAGUCCCUUCCGAGGAUUAAUUAUCGAUUGAUCAUGCCGUACUUGAGGAAAAAGCCAUUCCAGCGUCUUCAUGUGUCCUCGGACUACAGGGAUGAUGAUGAGGUUUUUCAUUGUGAAGUUACUAAUGAAGUUUUCAAGGAUUAUAAUGAGUACUGCGAGAGAAUUAUACUGUGCAACUCCACCAUUUGGUCGUGCAGUAUCACGGGGAAGACUAAUAUGACGUAUGAGGAGGCACUCGCCUGUGAGGAGAAUGCCAAAGCCAGUCUCAAGGAGUUUCCCAUGGAGUUGAGGAUCCCGAUUCUGUACCUCGCCAGCAGAACCACCAGGAGUUCCUUCAACGAGAUGAUGGAGGAUGUAUAUCAAUACGCGAGAGACAGAUAUUUCAUCGGUGAAAUGGUGGAGGCGAGUUUCACAGAGGAUUCCUGGUGCGAGUGUCACGUACUGCAGGUGAUCGAGCCAACAGACGAUCAAAUAAAAUUAUAUCUGAAAGAGAAUCCCCAGGAGAAUCCCCAGGACCGUCAGUUCCACCCCCCAGCAAAGCUCUUUCGCUAUGAGAUUGAGCAACUGGACUGUGGAGACAAUGAUAUAAGCCAAUUGAUGAUCGUGGAGGCGUCGCAGGUGCGGAGGAAGAAACAGCUAUACAGCAGAGAGAGAAACAAAAUUUUCCUGAGGAUGCUGUGCCACCAGGCGCCCAGUGGCACAUGGAUAGUCAAAGACGAGAUUCAACAGAAGUACGGAAUACCAAAAGUUCGAUUUGACUCGAUCUUCGCUGGACCCAUUCCGGAUUUUUCGAAUUUACCGAAACGCCCGAUUGUUAUGAAGCAGAAGCAGGGAACUCUCGACAAAUUUUUAACUUCAAAUCCAUCGAAAUCGAGUCAGGAUGCCUUCAAGCAGACGAAACCAGUGGACAAGAACAGCUAUGUGAGGAAAACGGGCCCCAAGGGACCGAGAAUGAAUGGAAAGUACAAAGAGAAUCAGAAGGCGAGGGCUGAGGAGGAGAAAGCCAAGAAGAAGGAGGAACGUCUCCAGAAGAGGGAGAAGAAGAAGGAGGAGAGGCUGAAGCUUGCUGCCUUUUCGGCGUACCUCAGGGACUGGCACAAACCCAGGGAAGAUUUGGAGUGCGAGGAUCUCAGGCCAAUACCAGAGGGUACACCAGUUAGCUGCAGUAUCCCGGACGACAGCUUCGGUGAUUUCGUUAUGAUCCUUGAAUUCCUGCAUUUUUUCCACGAGGAAUUGGAUGUGUCGUCGUAUUUUCCCAGUGGACUGACCUUCGAGAUGCUGGAGAAGGCACUCCUGGCCAAGGAGACGUCGGGUCUGUGGUCGGAUCUUCUCCAGCUGUUCUUGGCGAAUAUUUUUAAGCAUCAGGCAGAGGAGGAGGAUGAGAUCCACGAGGCGAACAACACUGAGACACUUCCAGAGGCAUCGAUGGAUCAUGGAGUGUCCUCCAUGGCAGAGGCUGUCAAGCUUGCAACCCUCGCCUCCACCUGGUCCCAGACACAUCAGGGCUGUCAACUAUCAGAGGUACCACUUGAUCACGUCACUGUCUCAGAAAUUCUCAGGCAACAUCUGCUGUCAUCUGGGGGUAGAAUCAGCGAGGUCGCCUCCAAGUGGAGAUACUCACAGAGAGGUGGAUACACCAAUCACGAUGAUCCUGCUCUCUCCCUCAGGAUCAUGGAGGCAAGGAUUCUCAGGACUCUGGGUCAUCGGUCUGUCGGUGAAUUCGAGAUGAAGGAUAAGCUCAUUGUGGCGACUUGUUUGAUCAAUCAGCUGUUGACUUUUGCGUCUAUCAGGGACGUAAUCGAGGAGAGGUAUGAGAAAUUGCAUCAGGCGAGGAGAGAACUCAAGUCAUUUAUUGUAGCUGAGCAGAGGAAGGAGAAGGAGGAGAGGGAGAAGAUGAAGGAGGAGAGGGAAAAGAUGAAGGAGGAGAGUGUCAAGCUUGUUGAUGAGAUCGUCGAUGAGAGGCCCAAGAAGACCAGGGGCAGCAGGGAGGAGGAGAAGAAGAGGGAGGAGUAUGAGGGCAGGCUUGGGGAGUUGAGGCAGGCUGCCAAGGAUGAUCAGAUGAUGCUCCUCUUGGGGAUGGACAGGGCCUUCAGAAGGUACUGGAGACUCCUCUCUGUACCUGGGAUAUUCGUCGAGGAUAAUGAGGUGAAUCCUGGUGUUUGCAUCGAGGGCGGCACCAAUUAUAUGCCUGAGCUCCAGGAUAAAGCCACUGCCGAGGUUUAUCUGAGGAGAAAAUUCGAGGAUGAGUUCAGCGAUAAUAAAGAGAACGACUUUAACAAGUCGAAGAAGAAAAAAACCGUGAGUUUUACUGAUAAAAAGGACAAGAAUGGAUUGAAGUCUCCGAGAAAGGAGUCGGAUGUCAGGAAAUCCCUGAUGGCAUGUACGGGGGACAAAGAGUGCCCUGUUCAUCAGUCUAAGAGCCCUGGGAAAUGGAGAUUUCUGGGUCGCCAGGAGGACAUCGAGGCCCUCAUAAAUGGUCUAUCAAUUCGAGGUAUAAGAGAAGGAGAGCUCAGGAAUAAUCUUAUCCAGGAGAGUGAGAGUAUCUCGUCAGCCCUGAUUAAUUGUCCCAAACACAAGCUCAAUCCUGAAGUGUAUCCACCCUCUAACAACAACAACUCCACAACGAAAUCUCGAAAAUCCAAGCAGGAAAAUACAAAUCUCAAUUUUCCACCGGACGUUCCCAUCGACGAGGUCUUGGAGCUCACCCUGAGGGAUUACGUUCUGGAUCUUGAGGACAAACUGAAGGCAGGAUGUCUGGGGAUCCUGAAGGUAAAAGACAGGGACUCCUGGAGGAAGGAGGUGGGUACCAGUGGAAUUGAGGAGCCAGUGAACACGACAAUCGAUAAAAUAAAGAAUGAGAGUAGAAACAGUCGUCCGGGUACACCAGACUCCGAGGUGGGGACUGGAAAGACCUACAGGGAUCCUGGCAAGUACCUGGGACCUCCUGGAGACGACGAGACACUUCCUGAUGGCCGACAGCAGGCCAACAUCAAGCAGAUGGCGUGGGCUAUACUCCAGCUGUUUCAUGCUGUUGAGACGAAGUACUUGAAGAGACCACUGGGUAAUGACGAGAAGGACAAGAAAUACUCGUGCGAAGAAGUCAGGGAGAAGUGGGAGCAGUCACUUCUGGCCUCCACAAGCUGGUCCCAAUUGUUUCUACAUCUGAAUACUCUAGAGGGAAGUGUCGCCUGGGGUAGAAGUGCUCUCAAUGCUCGAUGCAGAAUUUGCAGAAAGUGCAAGGAUGCGGAGCACAUGUUACUCUGCGAUGGGUGCAAUAAGGGACAGCAUCUGUACUGUCUCAAACCUAAACUCACUAGUGUCCCUGAUGGCGACUGGUUUUGUGGCACGUGCAGGCCCAAAGAGGUCAAGCCCAAGCCCAAGGCCAGGAAGAGGAAGAAGUUCGAGGAGGAGGACGAAGAGGAGAUCAUCAAGGAGGAGGAUGUCGCUGAGGAGGAGGAGAAGGAAGAGGACACCGCUGACAACAGCUACGUCAAGAUCAAGAAAAUGGAGACGUGCAGUCAGUGCAACAGCACUGGUAGCCUCUUCGGGUGUGAUAUAUGUAAUAAAUUAUUCCACCUCGACUGUGUUGAACCACCAAUGUCCAGGGCACCCAGGGGACGAUGGCUGUGUCACGAGUGCAAGAAUCUCAAAAAGAAUGCCACGAGAUUUGUGAGAGGACGCGAGCGGGAAAGGGAAACGGAGAGACAGUGUGCAGCUGCUGCACGAUUCCGCAUCCACGGCUUCGCCAAGAGUCUCCUCAGUACAGAAUCCUCAAACUGGUGGGACGAUGGAAGUACAUCAGAAGAGGUGGAGCAGAGACAGACUCGGAGGGCGACAAAAAGAGCAGCUGCAGUUCAAGAUAAGACACUUCACGAUCUCCUGAACGAUGUUAUGCACCACAGGGACUCAUGGCCCUUUUUAUCGCCGGUUAGGACUGACGAAGUACCUGAUUAUUACGAGUUUAUAAAAAGACCUAUGGACUUUGGUACGAUCAAGGGAAAACUCGAGGCUGGAAUAUACGAAAACGAUUCACACCUGUUCUUCACGGACUGUCUACUAAUAUUCGACAACUGUCACACCUACAAUGCAGACCACAGCGCUGUUUACAAUUACGUUUACAGAGCUGGAAUGAGACUCUCCAAGUACUUCGAGAAAAAAUCCAAGGAGAUGGGAUUUAACUACGACGAGGAGACCCGAGCACCACCUACCAAGAGAUUCAAGGAUGAUUCGGGGCCCCAUAAGUCCCAUCGCAAUGGUAAUACUGAGAUCGACGAGAGUUGAGACACCAGUGGAAGAUCAAAGACAACAGCAUGUGACUGGCAUUAUAUUUUUCACACAAACAGCGAGAUGAGAAUUCAAGAGUAGAUCCCAGACACCUGUACUUUAUUUUAGUAUAAAAAAGCAUAAGCAAAAUACUGGUGUGUGUUUUUCACAUUCCUGACGUUUUUUUUGAAUACUCACGAGUGUCUAAUGGCGUCUGCGUCCAGUAUUAAUUAUUAUACUGAUGAUUUUAAAAAUGUCAAAUUCGGUUAUUUGUCGAGGGGAAAUUAAUGGAGCCAGUACAACAUCAUAGUGUUCUGCAAGUAGUUAGUAGUUUAGCAAAUUUAUUUUUUUCUUCAUUUCAUUAGUUAGGAGAACAUAUUCUUAUUAUUAGUAAUUUUUUUUUCUAUUUAUUCCGUCGAUAUUUCAUUUUCAUGAAUUUUAGAGUCAGGGGAGAUUCCAUUCAAGUUGGAGAUUUAUUAUUAAUCCUGAGUACUUAGGGGAUUAUGAAGAGUUGAGGAUUAUUAUGCAUGAUAUGUUAUUAUUGAUUAAUGGGGAGUUGAAUUUGGUGGUCGUUCUGAUGAAAUUUUUUCCCUCGGAAUAGGCAUUAUUUGAGGCUGGACCUAUGACACUAGGGUACAAAAAAAAAAUGAGAAAGACAACUGAUUAACUCUUUGUAAUAUCGUAUGUUUUCUACAAUUAAAUCGAUAAUAAAUGAUAUAGUAUUUAAA
This is a messenger RNA of Fopius arisanus, 5475 nucleotides long. It is a transcript of the gene Acf, whose product is annotated as ATP-dependent chromatin assembly factor large subunit. NCBI's taxonomy places the organism in Eukaryota, Metazoa, Arthropoda, Insecta, Hymenoptera, Braconidae. Gene Ontology annotation, biological process: regulation of DNA-templated transcription; chromatin remodeling; positive regulation of DNA replication. The record is from RefSeq and is a predicted model, not a curated record. Gene Ontology annotation, cellular component: CHRAC; nuclear chromosome. Gene Ontology annotation, molecular function: DNA binding; protein binding. The coding region runs from base 518 to 4765 and encodes 1415 amino acids. The transcript is spliced from 5 exons.